Drosophila santomea is the source of this 2629-nucleotide messenger RNA. It is a transcript of the gene Ndf, whose product is annotated as putative oxidoreductase GLYR1 homolog. The record is from RefSeq and is a predicted model, not a curated record. Gene Ontology annotation, molecular function: NAD binding; NADP binding; oxidoreductase activity, acting on the CH-OH group of donors, NAD or NADP as acceptor. Lineage: Eukaryota; Metazoa; Arthropoda; Insecta; Diptera; Drosophilidae. The coding region runs from base 211 to 2022 and encodes 603 amino acids. The transcript is spliced from 9 exons.
UCGAGCAAAUACUAUCGGUUCGGCAGCGCAUCACACACACAAAGCGAAAAAAAAAAGAAAAAUACGGGUGGCCAGCGAGCGAAUAUCUCCGAAAUUCAUUAAAUCCCGACGCCGAGAUUUGUGCUCCGAUCCGAGAAUCCAAUAAGCUCCCGUGCACUGUCCGCCCAAGCCAGCAAAAUAACCAAGUUCAACAUACGCCUGGACAACAUAAUGUCGAAGAAUAAAAAACUGUCGCUGUCGGGCGGCGAUACGGCGGAGAAAUUUAUUUACAAACCCAAGGAUCUGAUAUGGGCCAAAAUGAAGGGCUUCACUCCGUGGCCAGGAAUGAUUGUCGAUCCACCACUUGAUCUGCUCAGUCAGCAGCGCCGGGCGAAUACCAAAUGCGUGUUUUUCUUCGGAUCUAGGAAUUUCGCCUGGAUUGAGGAGAACAACAUCAAGCCCUUCGAAGGUCCCUGGAAGGAGGAACUGGCCAAGGUGAGCAAGCCCGCUGCUUUCCGGCACGCCAUGACGGACAUCGAAAAGUACAUUGACGACCCCGCCGAGGUGGACGAGCAAGUUAACAAAAGCUGCGGUGCGCCAAAUCACGCCACCGAGGCCGAUUUUGACAAGAUCCGGGAUGGCUUAGACAGCGAGGAGAUUGCGACUGAGGAAGCAACUGCCGAUGCCAACAAUGGAGUGGUGGCCCAUGUGGUGGGCAGCCCCGAUGAGGGCGAUGGUUUGGAUGUGGAAAUCAAUGCAGAUUCCUCAGCGUCACCCGCCACGACGCCGGCGGCCACAACGAAGGCAGGUGGCAAGCGGACGCCCAAGGCCAAGUCCGUGGCCGCUACAUCGGUCAAGUCGACAAAGGGAUCGGCAAAAUCAGCACAGAAACGGCGCACCUCUGCACAACAGACGCCCAGUGGACCAUCAAAUGCCAAGCGAGGCAAGAGGGCCGCUUCCGGGGAGGCAUUGCAGGAUGCGGAUGAAGCUAGUUCCACGCCCACUGGCCGACGUCGGGUCGAGACUGACGCACUUUUGGCCUCAAUCGCUGCCAAGCGUGCACCGAAUGCAAUUGCCCUGCUUGACCGACCGGUUGUCACGCGACCAGAGACCCAAGUGAUCGACAUGAGCUCCCGCUCCAACACACUGGCCGAUCGCGAAAUCGUGCCUUCAGAGCAGACCUUCGGCUUCCUGGGUCUUGGCAUGAUGGGAUCUACCAUAGUCAAGGAUUUGAUCUACACCGGUCACAAGGUUGUGGUCUGGAACCGCACCAUUGACAAGUGCCAACCUUUUGCCGAGGCCGGUGCUGAGGUUAAGGAUACACCCAUGGAUGUUGUGGAAGCUGCCGACGUUAUCUUUUGCUGUGUGUCCGAUCCAAAGGGCGCCAAGGAUCUCGUUUUCGGCAACUGUGGCGUUCUGCAGUUGAAGGACUUGAACAAUAAGGCCUACGUUGAAAUGUCUACGAUUGAUCCGGACACUUCGUUGGACAUUGGCGAGGGUAUCAAGCAGUGCAACGGCCGCUAUCUUGAGGCACAAAUUCACGGCUCGCGCCAGGAGGCGGCAGAUGGCAUGCUCAUCAUCCUCGCCGGUGGAGAUCGUUCAGUGUUCGAGGAGUGCCACUCGUGCUUCAAGACCAUCGCCAAGAACACCUUCUUCUUGGGGACAGAUAUCGGUAACGCCUGCAAAGUAAACCUAAUUUUGCAAACCAUUUUGGGAGUGAGUCUGGUCGGGUUGGCUGAGGCGUUAGCACUUGCUGAUCGUUUCUCAAUUUCUCUGAACGACAUCAUAGACAUUUUUGAUUUGACUUCAAUGAAAUCACCCAUGUUACUGGCUAAGGGCAAAGAAAUGGCAAAGGGUGACUUCAAUCCACAGCAGCCUUUGAGCCACAUGCAACGCGACUUGCGCUUGGUGCUAAACAUGGCGGAGAAUCUGGACCAGUCCAUGCCCGUCACCAGCAUCACCAACGAGGUGUUCAAGCACACCAAGCGCUUGGGCUACAGUGAACACGAUUCGAGCGCCGUAUUCGUAAGAUCCAGAUUUUAACAUUUAGUUAACACGACUAACGUUUAAACUAUGUUUUAUCAAUUAGUUUAAAGCGUACACCGAACAGAACUGCACCGACACUGACAAACAUAACAAACAGGACAGUAACAGAAACGCAUUACCCUCACUUACCCACCACCCACCAAUUCAAACUGACAGAGGCGUCCGAUUGCAAGAACUUCCUUGCGACUGGCAGCGCCAUCCUAACCUCUUCUACAUCUUCCUCAAUCUGCCCACAUGCAAAGCGUUUAUUGCAAUAUGGCUCCGAUUCGCAUUGAGUCGCAGACCGUCAUAUCAGGUUCUCCUGGUCUGACCUCGUCGGCCUGCUUUAGACGCAGGAGCCACUGAGGUGUGCUUGGGGGAGUGUGUUCGACAGCACAGUCUUUCCGGGAUUACUUCAAUGAAUUGUGCAUUAUACGACUUUAGAGUGUUUUAUUGUAUUCUUUGACGGGUGAAACGCAAUCCCCAGCGAGGAGGGAGGCCAGGGCGCCGUGUUUCCGAUUUUAUAUGUGUAAGGUGUUGCUUUCCAAAUAUCAUUUUUACGUAUGUGCAUACAUAACUUGUAAUUGUAUAGAAUACUGCAUCCGAAUAAAAUGUACAAAGCAUA